Molecule: messenger RNA, 594 nt
Organism: Didymodactylos carnosus
Lineage: Eukaryota; Metazoa; Rotifera; Eurotatoria; Philodinida; Philodinidae
Source: the annotation of a GenBank genome assembly
AUGGGUUCUUGUUGUUCGGAAGACACAAAUCCACUACGUCAUGAAAAUCAUUUAUUGCCAGGAAUGAAACGUUAUCAACCACCUCGAGAUUCUUGUACUACUCCUAAUUUAGUAGUACAUCAAACAAAAACUCAAUAUCAACGACAGCUGCCUUCUAAUGACACGUAUAUGGCAGAAUAUUUAGAUGAACGUGGUCAGAAACAUUUUGUACGUUUACCAUUAAUUAUUAAUCAACAACAGCAACAACAAUUGGUUACGAAAAAAGUUGAUAGUUACAAUUUAUUUUUACCACCAUGGCACAAUGAAGAAAUAAUGAGGCAUGAUUUAAAUGAAGAAUGUGCAAUUUGUUUAGAAACAUUUGAAAAAGGUCAGACAGUUGCAAGACUUGAAUGUCUAUGCGUCUAUCAUAAAUCAUGUAUUGAAGUGUGGGCAAUGCAGAAACGAGUGUGUCCGCAACAUACUGAAUGUGAGACGUUGUCAGCAAAUCUACUACAAAUAAUGGUAGAUGAGAAAGAUAACGAUACACAUUCACAACAAAUAUCGGUCAAAAGCGAGAAAAAGAGUUUUAAAAGUACAAAAAUAAAAAAGCGAUAA